AAAUUUACUGAAACGCCGGAAAUGGCGCGAAUGUUAAAGAAUUUUAAUAAAUUCUGAUAAUUAUGCCGCAAAUAUGAAGACGUCAGCGUUCAAGUCACCAAGAACGUUGACUAAUGAACCAUGGAACUUUGCUCCUCCCCAGAUUCAUGUGGUUCCCUGUAUGACUGGUGGGUUACAGAGAUUGUUAAAGCGUAUAAAGAUAGAUGGCCGUCCAAAGUUAUCUGAAGGUUGUUACACUAAUCUCCAGGGGCAGUUUGAUCCGAAAGGAAAAUGUGUACUUGGGUCAAGGUAUACUGUGAUGGAGACUUUAGAUGUUGAAGGACAGACGGCAGUUUUAGUCCGAGCACUGGAUGAAUUUUCAAAUCGGACAGUUGUGAUAAAAAUUUUACAUUCUCGUUUCUUCCACCUUGGAGCGCAGGAAAGCCAAAUAUUAUCGUAUUUAGCACAGGCUGAUCCCCUCAACCAUUCCCAUACUGUCAGAUUAUUGACGACAUUUGCAUUUGAUAACCAUUAUUGCCUUGUAUUUGAACCAAUGAUACCAAAGCCAUUGUCAUUUGUCUUCAAUGACAUUCCAGAUCGAAAGAAACUGGCUGACAUCAGGCGUAUAGGAUUACGUUUACUGUCAUCUGUAGGAUUUCUUCAUCAGCAGAACCUGAUACAUGCAGACCUGAAACCUGACAACAUUUUACUUAAAUACGAAGAUGACCUUGACAGUGUGCAUAUUGUCGACUUUGGGAAUGCAAUAAACUAUGUUCACACGGAGAUGUCGAUCUAUUACAAAGACUUUGACCUACAGACACCUUUAUACAGAGCACCCGAGGUAAUUUAUGGUUUACCAUUUGGACCUGAGAUAGACAUAUGGUCUCUGGGAUGUAUAUUGGUAGAACUAGUGAUCGGGAGGCCAUUAUUCCUCAGUACAACUAUGAAAGGUAUCAUUGAACAGAUAGCUUCCAUACUAGGACCAUUUCCCGCCAAGGUGUUCGCACGAGGAAAGUUUUUCAGAAACUAUAAGAAGUACACAACAGAUAGAGACCAAACUAACUGUACCCUGAAGCUGAUGGAUAUUUUACAGUGUAUAGAUAUACAGUUAGCUGAUUUGAUAAGUGGAAUGUUGACUUAUAAUCCAAAGGAGAGACUUACAGUAUCCCAGGCAGCUAGACAUCCAUUCUUUGCUAGUCACAUACCUUUGGCUUUCUUAUCAAGCGAUUCUGGUGUAUCUUCCUUUAACAUUGGCUUGACAGAGAAAUCUUAUAGGUACAAGCCUAAAAUACCGUCUAACAUGAGGAAACACCCGCUAGUAGGCCGCGAUCAUGUCGCCAAUGUCACUGCAGAGUUACCUAGCUUGAGGGAGAUAUCAUCAGUGAUAAAACCUAAACCAGUGGCUGGAAAACUCAACUAUAGCAAUUCAGGCAGGACUGUGGAAGAUGUGAAAAAGAAUUCAACUUCAGCUGUAUGUGAAAAUGUUGAUAUAUGUAGACAGAGGCAUUCUGCUGUCCCGGCAUUUAGAAAUUUAUGUGGUGAUGAGAGGGAAAAGAAUUUGAAAAAUAUCAAUAAUGAAAUGGCUUUAUUACAGGAAGCUGUGAGAAGAAAAAGAAAACUGUCUGAAAAGGAUUUAAAAUUGAAAGACAGGUCUGAAGAACGUAGGCAUAAUAGAGAAAACGACAGAGAUUUAAUGAUCGAGCAUUCAAGAAGUAAAGACACGUUAAAGAGACCCUGUCCACGAUAUGCGAGGAAUGUUGAGAAAGAAAUUGUAAAUUGUGGUGUUUAUUCAAGCCACGCAAAGAGUAGUACAAGGUCAAAGGAUAAUUCAAGGGGAAAGGUCACACAUAUGACACUUAAGGGGAAUUCUGAUUUUCCAAAAUCAGAUUUUCGUCAAAGGGUACGUACCUCACAAAGGCCUGAAUUAAACGAUAGUAAAAACAGUCAGACAGUCUUGAGAUGUGAGGAAAGGUAUUCGUCUUUUCAGUCGGAUGACACAGACUGGCAAGACAGUUCAUCAACAGCCGCUACCCACUUAGAAACAAGAUAUCAUAGAUAUCGGCCUUUUGCCUUAAGAAGUGAUUAUGUAGGUGAAAGGUAUAGCAGUACAGAAGCUAAAGAAUCUUCAUCCGAUGAUAGUUAUUCAGUUAUGAUGUUUAGCGACAGUUCUCAAAUGAAAGGUUCACAAAAUGAUCAUUCCGUCACCUCCGGAUAUGAAUGUUUGGAAAGUACUCAAGAUGACGUGGAAAGCUCUGAGUAUACAAGUGACACUGACGAUAGUUUGCUGGACAGAGAAACUUCACAUUCAGGGAAUUGUAUGAGUGAUAACAUGCACUCGCAAAGAUCUUCUAAUAAAAGCAGGCGAAUUCAGGAAAGCAGUGGAAGCAAGAAACCGGUUUCUGAUAGAAUGUUGAAAAAGAAAACAGAAUAUCGUUAUACUGGGAGGACAGCCACUCAUGGUACUGAACGCUUCAGAGUACUCAAUAUAGGAACAGAUACAUCUGACAGUGAUAAAAUGUGUUCAAGAACUGCUUUACCUGGCACACUCUCAAAAACAUGUUUUAGUGACUCGAAGAAAUCUUCACAUGUAGUUACACCACAUAAAAACAGAAAGAGACGUGCAGGGGAAAUUGCAUAUAAUAGUGAAGAUGAAGAAUUAAUACUGCUGUCACCAAUGCAUGGUACAUCAGCUAAGAAGAAGUCUGAUAUUUUUGGUUUUAAAAAGCAAAGGACGGAAAAAGCAGGUAAAAAUAUACUUGUCGGUGAAGAUGAAGAAUUAAUAUUGCUUUCUCCGAAGCAAGGUUUAUCAGAUAGGAAGAAGUCCGGCAUUCAGGGAAACUGGAAAAAGGAAAAUGAACACCAUUGUAAGAGAAGUCGGUCUAAUGAUAGUAAGGCAGACUCUGGUAUUUGCUAUACAGAAACUGAAUUCUCUAUUGAUACUGUCAGAGUAAAAGAUGAAAAACCUGACCCAAGAACAGUUUCACCUAGAAAAGAUGAAAAAAUAGGCAUGAGAGGAUUUUCACACACAAACAUUUUACACGAAAACGAUCAAAAACCAGAUUCAGGGACUGUUUUAAGUGGCCUGGCCUCAAAGAAGUAUUGGAAGAAUGAAGGGAAUACUGCAGAUGUAGUUUCACCUCGUAUUCACAAAAAGAGACAGGCUAGUCAAAAUAUACCAGAUACUGACGAGGAAAAGUUCAGCUUGUCUGCAAUGUCAAAGAGGAAGAGAUCAGCCAAUUCGGAAUCCUCGGAUUUAAGAAGGUAUAAAAGUAAUUACUCGUCUUCAAGACAAAAUGACGAACAGAGAAGGUGGAGCUCAGGACAGAGGAGGAGGAGGAGCUCAGAUAUUGUAGAAACUCCCAACAACAACAUUUCAGGUUGCGAAGCAGACAUGCAUCAACCAACUGCCCACCGUUCUGUGUAUACGACUAGUCCAAAAAACAUUAGACCAGACACUGGGGGAAUCAACGUUAAUACGUCUGCGAAAAAGUGCCAGUCUUCACAGAAUACAUCUAUGGAACAUGGCGUUACCUCCAGUUCUCAAUAUAAAUGUAGAAGUGAGGAAAAAAUUGGUUAUGACUUGAAAUUCAGGGAAAGAAAAAUAUCACCAGUAUUACCAAAUCAAAGAGAAUUAUUUACCCAAACAAACAAUACAAUGUUACAAAGUCCUGAAAUCAUUUAUAAAGAAACAUUUUCAGACAAGCUGUCAGCAAAAUCAUCACUAUUGCCAGAAAUUAUAAGCAUGCAAAAUAGCCCUGAAAUUGUAUAUAAGGAAAAUCGCAUUGAACAAAAAGACAUUGUCACUGAAGGAGUAAAAGUUUUCAACGGACAGUCUAAAACAAAUUCUUUUAAUAAAGGAUUAAAAACACAGCAAGUUAAGCCUAGUUAUGAGCGUUCAAAUCAGAGACGAUCAUCUUCGGGGAAAUUUGAGAGAAACAGUUCGAAGGAAUAUGUUUGCUCUCAGAAUCAUGUUUAUCAGAAUAGGGCCACUUGUAAUGACAAAUAUGUCACUCCAGAAUUGAAAAGUUCCGGUGAUAAUUCAAAACAAGUUAAGACAUUUCCCGGCAAGAAUGGGGAUUAUUUAUUCAAAAGUACACCUGAUACGGAUAUAAAGAUCAUUUCUAAAUAUAGCAAUGGAGAAAGAAUAGUUCAUGAAAAUGGAAAAAGAGAGAAUGCUAGGAAAAGUUUAGAGUUUAAUGCAAGAGAUAGAGUCAUUUUGGGACAUACAGAGAGGAAAAAGCAUUCCUAAAUGUGCCAGUUCUUAGAGAAGUGGGGACCAGCAAGUGAUUAGGAAAAACUCUUUAGAAAAGUAGUUGUUUUGGCAUACAUGUUUAAAAGGUUUUUACAUAAAGAAACAAUUUGAAACAUUGAAAAUACCAUAGGAAUGAUACGGGCACUUAGGAUAUGAAAUAAAUAAAUAAACUGUAGGGGUAGGCAGAAAUGUACAAAGUGUAAGGUUUGGUAAGCUCUUGAGUCAGCAAGACACUUGAUUAAAGCCAAUAAGUGGUCAACUCACUGUGUAUAGGAAUGAAUGUACGAAAGAAGUAAAAAAUGUUACCAUAGACUAUGGCAGUUUUUUUUCGGACAGUACAAAGUGGGAAAUCUCCCACUGAAAAUGGAUAUACUUUCCUUUUGUUAAGUGUAAAUUGCUGGCAAUUCAUUGUUAAUGUUUAUGCCCCCACAAAGUGGCAGCAUAUAGUGUUGCACUUGUACGUCUGUCCGUACAUCCCGAAAUCUUGUGAACGCAACUCCUCUUAAACCGGAUGGCAGAUUUUGCUUAAACUUCCCGGGAUGAACAACCUUAAUGUGUAGAUGGAAUUAAAGGAAGGAAUUUUUGCUGCGACCUAAUUUAACAGAAUUAUAGCCUUUUGUUGAUUUUUUCACUAUAUACCAUAUAUAUGUUGUCAGUGGGGGCAUCGGUGUCCUUUGGACACAGUUCUAGUUUGUUCUGUUUUAUUAAAUUGUAUCUUAGAGAUAACCACUACAUAUACUCAUUGACAAACACUGGCUAUUUAUUUAAUGUAAAUUAGUAUUAAUAAUUUUAGUACUUAGAGCAUCUUGACAGUCUAUUUGAGCCUCGCCAUGACAAAACCAACAUAAUGGAUUUGUGACCAGCAUUGAUCCAGACCGGCAUUGAUCUGCGCUGUCUGGUCAGGAUCAAUGCUGUUCGCUAUCAGUUUCUCUACUUGUUAAAGGGUUUGUAAGUCCUGAUUAGACUGUGCGGAUGCGCAGGCUGGUCUGGAUCCAUGCUGGUCAAAAAACCCAUAAUGUUGGUUUUGUCAUGGUGCAGCUCAUUUGAAGUUUUAGCUUCUGUGGACUGUUUAGCUACCUGUAUGCAAUUUUAUUGAUUUCAUUUGAUUUUUAUGUUUUCAAAAUAUUUGUUACAAAAAUGUACUUUUAUGGAGCAAAACUUUAUAUAAUUAAGUGAAGCUGAACUUAUCUGGCUUACGUAAA
Messenger RNA from Ruditapes philippinarum (Manila clam), 5433 nucleotides. RefSeq lists its product as uncharacterized. Gene Ontology annotation, molecular function: protein serine/threonine kinase activity; ATP binding. Lineage: Eukaryota; Metazoa; Mollusca; Bivalvia; Venerida; Veneridae. The record is from RefSeq and is a predicted model, not a curated record. Bases 74 to 4228 code for a protein of 1384 amino acids. The transcript is spliced from 12 exons. Gene Ontology annotation, biological process: peptidyl-serine phosphorylation; peptidyl-threonine phosphorylation.